AUGGACGAUUAUGACUUAUAACAAUUAGAUUUAAGCAAGAUUUCAUCUUAUAAGUCCACUCUCAAUGUUCAACUCAUAAGAACAGUUAAUAAGUUAGCUGGUAUAAGAAAAAAGAGAAUAGCUUUAUAGAGCUAACAAUCAUAGUAUGGCUAGGAAAAUAAGGAUCAAUCAUUUGAAGUAAUAGAUGAAAUCUAGCAAAUUCAAGAAGUGAAACCAAUAGCGUAAAAGCUUGAACUAGAUUAAAAAUUUGACUAAAACGAAGAGGAGCAAUUGAUAUCUAAUAAAAUUGAAGCAAUAAGAGAAAAUAUGAUACUCAAUGAAAGAAUUUAAUAGCAGACAGAACAAAAAGCAAAAUAAAUUCUAGAAUAAUAUGAGAUUGAUUUACAGGUAAAAGGUUAAGAGUUUAAAAGCAAAUUCUUGACUUAAAUCAGAGGAGAUGGAAAUCUUACAUUUGACUUUGAAGGUAAGCCAUUGGCAGUAAGAUAGCCAAUUUUGCGACCACUUAAGGAUGAGAGCACGCCAACAUUGAUCAAGGAAGAAGUCACGUUAUAACUACAACAUUUGAGUCUGGUAAAGGUGGGAAUUAGUAGCAAUAGGUAUUAGUUUACAAUUUGA
Molecule: messenger RNA, 615 nt
Organism: Stylonychia lemnae
Lineage: Eukaryota; Ciliophora; Spirotrichea; Sporadotrichida; Oxytrichidae
Source: the annotation of a GenBank genome assembly